AUGGGCGCGAUUGACGACAAAGCUUUCACAACAGCAUGUCGAAAGAGAUUUUUGGCUGGAGAGGCUGAGGUCAAGGCUGUUCAAAUGUGCUCUAUAUGGCAAGAAAAAGUGGAGAAUGUUGAGUGGCGCCAGAUCCGUGUGGUCAAGGAUAAGGAUGACAAGCAUGCCAAGGAGGAUGAUGAUGAGCUGUGGGAACUUCGGGAAGAAUGGGGCGAAAAUAUUUACGAGGAUGUGACCUGUUUCGUGUAUUUCCUAUUGAGAAUUUCCUCCAAGCUACAAAUCUAA
This is a messenger RNA of Striga hermonthica, 285 nucleotides long. NCBI's taxonomy places the organism in Eukaryota, Viridiplantae, Streptophyta, Magnoliopsida, Lamiales, Orobanchaceae. The record is from the annotation of a GenBank genome assembly.